AUGAGUAUGUUCUACGAUAAAAUUGAAGCUAUACCAAAGAACUAUGUUAGAUAUAUAUUACAAAAUACUGCAUACGUCACACUGACCACAUCGAGGUACAAAAAAGGGGAGAUAUUCGGAUUACUUCGGACAAAUACAAUAGCUGCCAUUGCAUCGUUUGAAGCCCUAUUGAAUCCACCGGAUAGAUCUGGAAUUGGCGCUCUGGUCACCAUGUUUUAUGAUGUAACAACCAAAAUGACGUCAUACGUUAUACAAGUUGACGGUUAUCGUCAUUCUAAAAUGAUUUCAGAGGAGUACUUUGUGACGUUUGAAAAGGACACAGAAAUAAUUCAUCAGCAUGUUUUAAGAACUUCACACCAGAAAUACCAGAUGGUUGGAAAGGUAAGCGUUAACGGUAAAAUGUCCAAGCAAAUAGCGCGCGGAAGGUUACAUGUAAGAGUGACGUCAAGAACUGGUGAGACGAUGAUUGGUGUACUCAGACCGAGGCUGUUACGUACAGGAAUGAUAGCUACAUAUACAUCUACAGAUAUCAGCACUGGUUAUGUUUUAAUGUCACUAGAAGAUAAUGGAAGUCUAAAAUACAAGGUUUCACUUAAUUUACAACAUACUGCUUCCAUUAGUGUAGCAAUACAGCGGCAUAUAAAAAGUAGCAGUGAAUGGAGAGAUUUCGCCACGAUUUUACAGAAGAUAGAAGCCUAUAAGAAGCCUCCAUUUCAAGAAAGUGGGCUGUUUAAAAAGUUACGAGCACGAGACAUUGUGCUGAUUCAGAACUCAGCUGUUCGUAUCAAAAUAGUAAUAAAUGAUGAGGAAAUGUAUGCUAGAUUCUAUCUGCUGAAAACGACUACAGACUUCAUGUUUACAGCUUCAGAUAUAACAUUAAAGUCGGCAUAUUGUGAAUCACCAGCGUUUGUGUUUUAUGAUGUCACCAAAAAUUGUUCAAGUUUGGAUUAUUACGUCAUUGCGACGGGUGCCCGUGACGAUAGCCUUGAUAUGACAUUUACCAUAGAGACAAAAAACGCGGGAACAUUAGUUAGAAAACUGGCAGAGCCAUUGGGAACAAUUACUGGGAUUGGAGAUAGCGUGUUUAGAGAUAUAAAUCAUGGGAGAGCCAUGGUAAACCUGAGAGUGUCCGAUGAUGUGUGUGAACAAUACCAGGGACAAUUACAACUGAGAAACAAUUGUUGGUUAAAACAAUUUACAACAACAACAGCAACGAAUUCGGAGGAAAAUGAGCUAGAAGUUGGCGGUGUUGAUAAUUUUAGAUGUUAUUAUGAAGGACAGUUCUAUGCGCAUGCGCGGUCUUGGAUUCCAGCAGACGAUAAUCCAUGCGUAACUUGCAGAUGUAACAGAGGUAACGUUUAUUGUGACAGAUUACUCUGCCCGCCCACGUCAUGUCAAUAUCCAAUCAAACAGGAAGGGGAGUGCUGUCCUGUCUGUAAUGACGACAACGAUACUGAGAAGAAACAUUCGGGAAGUUGCUAUUUUGAAGGCGACAAACGGUGGCACCCGGCUGGAUCAUUUUGGCAUCCGUAUGUUCCACCAUUUGGAUACUCAAAAUGUGCGAUAUGUACAUGUAUACAAUUAACGCUAGAAGUAAAUUGUACAAGAGCACCAUGUCCGGAAUUGAAAUGUCCGAAACAUGAGCGAGUAAGAGUGAAUACCGACGACUGUUGUCAAACGUGUAAAGGUAUUAAUAAUGUUGCUUCUGGUUUUGAAGACAUUUUAAUGACGACAAAAAUAAAAGGCAAAGAAGCUUGUACGUUUGGAGACAGUAUAUAUCAGCAUGGCGACAAAUGGCACCCAUCUUUGCAACCGUUUGGAGAGAUGAAAUGUUAUACAUGUUCAUGCAAAAAUGGAAAAGCUCGAUGUAGAAAACAAAGAUGUCAACCUUUAGAUUGUAAACAACAAUACAGACCGUCAGGAGAAUGUUGUCCUAUAUGUACAGAGAAAAACUUGAGAUCAAGGAAGAGGGGCAGCAAUGAAUUAUUAAAUUGAGAUAUGUUAUCCUAUAACCAUGUUUUGUUCGUAUUUAUUUGUUGUUACUUGUUUUAGAUAUGAUAACUAUGCCAAAUGUUUUUACAACAUUUCAUAUUUUUAAACCAUUAUUUGUCAUUUAUUUAUAUUUGUUAUAUUGUUGAAAGAUAUAUUUUUACUAUCCAUUAUACCUGUAUACUUUGUAAAUAAGUAAAACAUGCAUUGUGUAGGAGUUUGAUAUGCAAAAACUCUGAGUUCAUGAACC
This is a messenger RNA of Ruditapes philippinarum (Manila clam), 2239 nucleotides long. RefSeq names its product chordin-like. NCBI's taxonomy places the organism in Eukaryota, Metazoa, Mollusca, Bivalvia, Venerida, Veneridae. The record is from RefSeq and is a predicted model, not a curated record. The coding region runs from base 1 to 1995 and encodes 664 amino acids. The transcript has 18 exons. Gene Ontology annotation, molecular function: protein binding.